Ostertagia ostertagi is the source of this 669-nucleotide messenger RNA. The record is from the annotation of a GenBank genome assembly. Lineage: Eukaryota; Metazoa; Nematoda; Chromadorea; Rhabditida; Trichostrongylidae.
CAUUCAGGAACUCGAUUCCGUCCUCUCUCUCUUCAGUUGCCCAAACCUCUUUUUCCAAUCGCUGGCGUUCCACUUGUGGAACACCAUAUUGAUCAACUUUCUCAGCUUCCUGGACUCUCUGAAAUUAUUUUGAUUGGUUCUUAUUCUUCCGAUCUUUUCACGGAUUUUAUUGACAGAUGUCAGCAGACUUACCGUAUUUCAAUAAAAUAUGCUCAGGAACAGCAACCUUUAGGUACUGCUGGCGGUUUAGUGGCGCACAAGGACACCAUUAUCGGGGAUUCACCUGAAGGGUUAUUUGUUAUCAAUGGUGAUGUAUGUGGAGACCUUCCUGUGGAUGAAAUGGUCACGCGUAUUGCUUCCUUACCCAGUGACAGCUGUCUGCUCCUGACAACGGAGGCUACUCGAGAGCAAAGUGGAAAUUUUGGAAAUGUAGUAAUCGACAGCAAUGGCCGUGUUGUGCAUUACGUGGACAAGCCCACGACAUUUGUUUCAACUCAUAUUUCUUGUGGAGUUUAUUUAAUGAAACCAAGCGUCAUCAUGGGACUGAAAGUCGAACCCGCGUGUAAUUUAUGGUUCGAGACAGACAUUUUUCCUCAAAUGGCAUGUAACGGAAAACUUUUUGCUUUGCAUACUACUCGUUGGUGGAGUCAGACGAAGACCGCAGCGUGA